AUGCGAAAUAUGCUUUUUUUCCAUACUUCGAUGUUUCGAUUUUCAAGCAACAUUUAAUAAGACAGCAACGCUAUUUGUUUAUUGCAAUUAAGAAAGGCUUGCACCUUAUCAGCUCAUCUAAUAAAUGUAGAACAAAACAGUAUGUGCUGCUGAGAAGCGACCAAGGCGGCGAUGGCGACGGCUUCUGCGUUGAUGGAGAAAGUGCCGGUCAAGGAGUGGACGGAGGAGGAGAAGGAGGUCUCCGGAGAUGCAGAAGGCGACUGUGGGCUCCAUACAAAGCGGCGGCGGCGGCCCAGAUUAAGCAAUGAUGCUGCGGCGACGGCGGUUGAUGGUGCUGCCGAUGAGGAGGCCUCCGGCAGAGAAGAUAGCGUGAGCUUUUCCCUCGAGGAAGACCAAGGUACUAAAUUUUGUAGCUCGGAUGGCACCAAUUUGAAUUCAACAGAGCCAGAGUCUUUUGAUACCGGGAAAAAACUAGAAAACGGGAAUUCAGAAUUCACAGAUGUUUUGGAUGAUCUUCAAAGUGUUCCCAAGGAAGGAGAGAAACAGGAUUAUAAUCACAUUAAGAUGGGAAAUGGACCAAAUUCACACAUGGAUUCUGUAGUAAAUGUUGAAGAUGAAGUAGUCCCAGCUACUGAGACUGAACCGCAAAGUCAUGGGCAUAGUGAGGCUGAAAAGACGUUUAAAUUAGACGUUUCAGAGCUAGACCUUGAGAAGGUAUUAGAGGAGCAGGAAACUCAUGAUUUGUUUUGUCCUAAUUGCCACUCUUGCAUUACCAAAAGAGUAAUUUUACGCAAAAGGAAAAGAAGGGUUCAAGAUUUUCAAUAUGAAGAACGCCCUGAGAAGCUGCAUAUUAGACCAAAUAUUGUGGCUACUUCUACUGAAAUUGUAGAAACAAGUCAUGAUAGUGAGCCAGACGUAUUCAGAUGUUUAUCAUGCUUUAGCUUUUUCAUUCCAACAGAAAAUGGGUUUAAUAUAUUCCGGAUCUUCCGAAAAAGGGAGGAAAGUGUGGACGUGCAAGUUCCCAACAUUCAAUCCUCAGGACAAUCAUCUUCCAAGGAUGGGAGCCGGCUAUCUUCUAUUUUCAAAUCAGAGUCAAGUAGGAACAAAGAAAAUGAAGCAGUGCCAAUCCCGGGCGCUGUGCUACCAGUACAAUCUCCUAUUACUUCUAAUAUUGGAUAUUCUGGACAAAAGUACCCAACUUCUCUGGUUCUUUCUGCAUCUGAAACACAAAACUAUGCAGAAAAUGCGAAAUCCAAAAAUGACGGUGCAGCUCAAUUGCAACCCCAUCUUGAGAUUUCAUUUGGUGGGGAUCAUAAUCUAGAAGAAAAUCAUGGCAUUACAGCUUUACCAAUACCGGUACCUAAUGAAGUUGAAGAAAGUUAUGCAAGCAAUGGAAAGCUCCAUCCGGUAGCAGCAACUCAAUUUCCAAUUGUGCUUGAUGUAUCAUCUGGUGGGGAUCAAUUGCAAAAUGAAAGUAAGAACGCCCUAGCUCUACCUGUAUCUGAAGCUGCCAACGCUGGAGAAAAUUAUUCAACAGUUUUAAAGAUCAGUUCAGAUGAUGGUGAUAUCAUGCCAGUGAUCAUAAACAAGCCUCCUAUAUCAGGAGGAAUUGGUCAAAACAACCAUGAUUUUGAUGGAAUAAUACCGCCUGCUACUGUCUUCUUACCCCAUGCAGAUGAUGAUGUGAUUAAGCCUAUUGUAAUAGUUGAACCUUCUUCCCAAGGAACUUCUCAAAAGGAUCUAAGCAUUAGCAUUUCUGCUGCCCAGCCUACAGUAUUCCUACCUGUUGGUGAUGUGCAGAUUAGUGUUGGCAAUCAGAUAUUAGUGGAAACAAGAAGAGAAAAUGAAUGGGAAGUUCUAAAGAGUAUCGUAUAUGGGGGUUUGAUUGAAUCAAUUACCAGCCUUGGUGUAGUAUCAUCGGCCGCUGGUGCUAAGACCUCAACAUUGAAUAUUGUUGCCCUUGGAUUGGCAAAUCUUAUAGGCGGUUUCUUUGUGAUGUUACAUGAUCUUUCAGAACUCAAAAGCAGUGCAGCUGCAACUCAAAAUGAUGAGCGGAGUGGUCGCUACUGGAAGCUGUUAGGCAGAAAAUCAAACUUUGGUUUGCAUGCAACAGUAGCCAUAAUGUCAUAUCUAUUCUUUGGUCUGCUUCCUCCUCUCAUCUAUGGUUUCUCAUUUAGAGAAAGCGACCUAAAGGAGGACAAGACCAUUGCAGUUGCUUUCUCCUCACUGCUCUGCAUUGCUCUACUCUCUAUUGGAAAGGCUCAUGUGAGCGAACCAAAGUCUUAUAUCAAAACUUUCCUUUAUUAUCUUGGGCUAGGAUUCUCAGCCUCCGGCAUUUCCUAUGUAGCUGGGGUGCUGCUUCAUAGAUUCCUACUGCAGCUGGGUUUGUUUGAACAUGACGCUCCUUUGCCAUUGCCAUUGCCGCCGCCUUCCAUUGACCUUUUCGGUAUGAGCUCUGGACUAAGUUCUUGGGCAGCAGAGUAAGGAUGAAAUUAACUUGUUGAGGCUUCGUUUGGGAUGACUUUUUUUCUGCUUCUUAAAGCAGUUUUAUAGUGUAAAAAUUGAAUUUUUUGUACUAGAAAGAUGCUUUAAGAAGCAAAAAGAAAGCCGUCACAAAUGAAGCCCGAGUCUAAUUUUGUGACUUUAGCUACUGAGUUAGUUUAAUUUCAGUUUUGACGCCUUUGUAUGAAUGAUUAUGAGUCCAAAACCUUUUGGUGCCAUUACUGUUCCCUAAACCUUAAUUGUUGAUCCAAAAAUAAUAAAAAUGUAAGCAGUCAGCAUCUUCACCUGUUGCUGUUGGGAUGGAUUUU
Messenger RNA from Dendrobium catenatum, 2810 nucleotides. Its product is annotated as membrane protein of ER body-like protein. The coding region runs from base 172 to 2484 and encodes 770 amino acids. The record is from RefSeq and is a predicted model, not a curated record. Lineage: Eukaryota; Viridiplantae; Streptophyta; Magnoliopsida; Asparagales; Orchidaceae. The transcript has 10 exons.